CGCUAAAGACAAUUCAGGGGAUCAUUUUGCACGGAAUGCCGGUUUCCCCUAUAGGGGGAAAUCUUGAAGGGGGUGCAAAUGUAUUUUUACGCAGCCCUUUAAUUCACUCAUCACAAAGUGUAUCGAUGAAUGAAGUUAGAGCAUCCUCUAGUUUUCACCCAGCAAACGGUUCUGCAGCGAGAAGUUUUUCCUCUGGAUUGCCGCUGAUAAGGACUUUGCGAGAAGAAUUGGGUGAUUCCACCUCGAAUAGGGAAACACUCCAUUCGCUAAUGAAUAGUAGUAUAGAAUCCUUACACCGGACUAUGGAAACCCUUCACACGAAAACACUGCAAAUGAGGGAGCACAUGGCUGCAUCAACAGAAGCUAUUCAGAAAGUAAAACAACAAAUGCCUAGCUUUGGUGCCAUUCAGCUCCACCGACAGUGCGUGAAGCAGUGGAAUGCUCUAAGGGUGUUUGAGGAAGUAGUUGUCGGCUCAUUGUGUUCAUGUAAUGAAACACUAAGCGUUGGGAAAGGGAUCCGUACUUUUGCGCAGGCUGAAAUGGCUACACUAAGCAAGAUUGGUUCGGUCGUUCACUUUGAAUGGUGUAGAUUUAAAAGGGCGCUCCCUUUAGAUGAUAGCUACUAUGAUUAUGUUGAUUUUUUGUGCUCAUUUGGACCACGUAAAUCAAAAUAUGUAAAUAUGACUUGUCAAGAAGAAGAGACGGGAUGGCGACAAGUAAUGCAAUUUUCAUUGUUUCAUGAAGUUGUCGGGAAUAUUAUCAGGCUGAAGAAAAGUGAAACUAAAAACCUUUCCUGGAACACUAUUGUGGAAUAUUUGGAGACAAAAUAG
Trypanosoma grayi is the source of this 830-nucleotide messenger RNA. RefSeq lists its product as hypothetical. The record is from RefSeq and is a predicted model, not a curated record. The annotation marks the transcript as partial. Lineage: Eukaryota; Euglenozoa; Kinetoplastea; Trypanosomatida; Trypanosomatidae. The transcript has a single exon.